AUGCUAGUGGCCAAAGGCAAACUCAAACCCUCACAAAUAGGCAACCCUGGACCGCCUGAUAAGGUCCUCGGUGUUGGAAAGCCUCCAGCACCGGCAAAAGCCAAAGAUGACCUGGUGGUGGCUGAAGUUGAGAUCAAUGACGUCCCAAUCAACUGUCGAAAUCUACUGACGCGUGGGCAAACGCAAGAUGAGAUCAGAGCAGUUAAUAGAAUCAAGGAGAUCAUCACCAAUGGUGUGGUAAAGGCCUACUGCUUCAUCAUCCUCUCCAACUUUCUCCUCUACUGGGGCUUCAGUCACAGUUUACCAGCAGCACCCAACCCGCCUCCCCCCUCACUGCCACCUGUCACCCACCCAAACGCCGCCUUUCAUAAGAUCUUUGUGGGCCUGGACCACGCUGUCCCGGGGUUUGUGGUCAAAGAGCGUGUCGAGGGCCCUGGCUGUUCCUACCUGCAGCACAUCCAGGCUGAGACUGGGGCCAAAGUCUUCCUCAGAGGAAAAGGAUCUGGCUGUUUAGAGCCUGCCUCUGGCCGAGAGGCCUUUGAACCCAUGUACAUUUACAUCAGUCAUUCUAAACCUGAAGGACUUGCAGCAGCAAAGACUUUGUGUGAGAACCUGCUUCAGACAGUCCAUGCAGAGUAUUCUCACUUUAUUAAUCAAAUGAUGCCAACGCCACAAGGCUUUGGACAGCCUCCUGUAGUGAAUGGGAUGCCUCCUCAGCCUCCUUACUACACCCCUGCUGGUUAUCAGCCAAGCUACCCCAUGCCUGUACCUCCACCUCAGCCUCAGACUGUCCCUACACCUUACACUGUCCCACCUCCUGUACCUCCUGUGGUCACUGCAGGUGUUCCCUCUCAGUACCCUCUCCGCCCAGCCCUGGCCCUAGCCCCUGCUCCUGCCCCUCUUCCUGUUCCUGUUGCCACUGUAGCUCCUACACCCUCACUUGUACCAGUACCCACUCCUGCUCCAGAGACACUGCCACAGGCACUUCCUCCGCCUGUACGUUUACCACCCUCUACUGCAGCACCACCCAAAGUUUCACCUCCUGCUGUCCCAGCCAACCCACCACAGAAAAGACGCUUCACAGAGGAGGUACCAGACGAGGCUGACAGUGGCUUGCUUGGAUACCAGCAUGGACCCAUUCAUAUGACUAAUUUAGGUGCAGGCUUCUCCGUGGGCAGUCCCGAGAAUCCAGGAUCCCAACCACAGAGUUCCUCCAGCCUGUCGAGUGAGAGGGACAGUAAGCAGCUAAUGCCUCCACCGCCAUUGCCUGUGAAUGGAGUGAGACCCAAGAUGGAAGAGAGAAAGGCACUGCAAGGCCCCGUGGAGCCUGCAGUAAAAAGACUGAAAACAGGUUUGGUGGCAUACACCGGUGACUCUUCUGAUGAAGACGAAGACCAUCCCACCUCAAAAGCCACAUCAGGGCCAGGUAACCCUGGGGCAGUUCCCCCUACCACCUCCACAACCACCACCACCUCAGGUUGGGCACAGGGUUAUCGCUGCCCUCCUCCACCACCCCCUCGAGCUAAAACACAGCCACAACAGCAGUCUAUACCUUUCUGGAUGGCACCCUAA
This is a messenger RNA of Archocentrus centrarchus (flier cichlid), 1572 nucleotides long. It is a transcript of the gene khdc4, whose product is annotated as KH domain containing 4, pre-mRNA splicing factor. The record is from RefSeq and is a predicted model, not a curated record. Gene Ontology annotation, molecular function: RNA binding. NCBI's taxonomy places the organism in Eukaryota, Metazoa, Chordata, Actinopteri, Cichliformes, Cichlidae. The transcript has 12 exons. Gene Ontology annotation, cellular component: nucleus. Bases 1 to 1572 code for a protein of 523 amino acids.